This is a messenger RNA of Cordyceps militaris CM01, 2127 nucleotides long. RefSeq lists its product as uncharacterized. The record is from RefSeq and is a predicted model, not a curated record. The transcript is spliced from 3 exons. Lineage: Eukaryota; Fungi; Ascomycota; Sordariomycetes; Hypocreales; Cordycipitaceae. The coding region runs from base 1 to 2127 and encodes 708 amino acids.
AUGCCCUCGGCGCACCAGAAACCAGCCAAGCGAACGGACGCUCCGAAUGGUGCGCUUGCUGAGGCCCCCCCAAGCUACCAAGAAGUUGCCAAUCAGCCGCCAAGCUACCAAGCAGUUCCCGACCAGUCAUUCUCAGCUCCCUUACCAGAGAUCACCUUUGCUGGUAAUGCCUUGUCGUCACAGAGUAAGGACCCAUCCAAUAAAAACUAUGGCUUCGAUGUUACCGAAAGCUGUUGCCUUGCCCAUCUCAAACUGCUCCAUGCUAUCGAGGCAAUGAAGCAAGACGUUGGCUACACCGACGGUCUUUGGGGAAUAUGGGACAGCCUGGUCCUCGAUGGCAAGGGGGUUUCCUUUGACUCCUCAGAAGUACCCUCCGACAUGAGAAAGUCUGACUUGACUGGAGAAGAAGAGAAGAAGAUGAUGCUUAGCAAACUUCGUGAAAAGAGAUGGGCCAUCUUUGUAGCACGAGCUGUUGACCGCUACGAAGCCUGGUGGAACGCUCAAGAUAUCAAGAUGCUCUCGGAGGGCGACACGACUACCAAAAAUGGUAACAACUAUAUGCGAUUUCCGAGUACAAACCAAAAGCUCGACUGGCAACCGUCUACAUUGCCUCCUCUCGACGUCCUUAUGGUCAUGCAUACACAUAUGCUUAACCCUCGAGCUUUUUUGGAAGACACUAUGCGAUAUGGCCUGAACAAGCUCUGGGCGACUGGCCUACCCUGGGAGCUAAUAAACAAGGCAAUUGCGGAUGACUUCACCUACCGAGCCGCUGACGAUACUCAAGCAGCCUGGGUGGCCAAAAGUCAACGCAACUGGCAUAACCAAGAUGAUUCCCAAACAAAAUCUCUGCAAUGCCCCUACUGCCGUACAUGGUAUCAAGCACCGUGGACUACAUGCGGCACAGACGAAAGUGGCAGUUCCUACAGAUCCAGAGAUUUAAUUGGUGAGGGAUAUGGUGAUGGGAAGUUUACGUUUUCGUGCACUUCGUGCGGUCGGGAAAAUUACAAAGAACUGCUUUCAGUGUCCAAGUUCCUACACGACUCAGAUCUGUUGGUCGCUAACGGAGUCCCUAUGCCUGGCACCAUUCUGAACCCACAGAGCGGACGGCCUGAGCAGGAUCCCGUGAUGAGCCCAACUUCCAACGGGUUUGCCCGCACGUUUCCCAAUCGUAUGACUCGAAAGUUUAUCAUCAACCGUGUCACGGCGCUCUUCCGGCCCGGUGGUGACCAUCAACACCCAACAAUGGACACAAUCAAACUCUUUAUCGAAGAGGUCAUGCAGGAUAACGCCAAGGUGCGCGAAAUCGACGACUUCCGGUCGUGGCGGAGGGGCAAAUAUGGCAUAUUGCCCAACGCACGGUUAUCUACGCGAAAGAUGAUGAGCCGAUACUGGGACAACUUCUCCCCCUUUGCCCUCGAUCUUUGUGGCGCGGUGAUGCGUCAGGGCAUCUUUGUGGACAAGAUGGUCCAAUUGGAUUGGCUGCACAGUCCCUCGGCCAGAGAUACAAUGCAGCGCCUGAUCCAGAAGUACCAACGAUUCCUGGAAAUCAUGGUCAUAUUUCCAGGUCAGACGAUUGUGCCGACUCUCGAUGUCGACCUCGCCUGGCACACACAUCAGCUCCACCCCCAGUCCUACUACCAACACACAGUGCGCAAGACGGGCAAGAUGGACAGGCAGGGCAAGUUUAUUGACCAUGACGACAAGAUUGACGAAAGCAAGCUCGGGGAAGCAUUCAUUUUUACCACCAAAACGUACCAGGAUAUGUAUGGCGAGGUUUACAGCGAGUGUACUUGCUGGUACUGCGAAACUGUCCGGUCCUCAUUCGUGUCCUCCAUGAGCGCUACAUUCCGUACUAAGGAAUACAAGCUCUUGCAAUCGUUCUGUACUCCUGAAGCUGCGAAGCUUUACCCUCCUGACAACUCGGCGCACGUGUCGGCGCACAACGCCGUGAGCUUUGCCAGCAUCGCCUCGGCCACUGAGCGAGCGAGACAGGCUCGCCACGCACAAAAAAUCGAAGAGGAAUAUAAGAAGGCCCAAGAGCGAGCAGCCAAGAAAGGCCGGCAGCUGCCACCGAAAGAUGAAUACUACAACCACUGGGGCUACUCAUACUACGGUAACGUCUUGUAG